CUUCAAAGCAGAGAAAAGCAGUCAAGUCUCUCAGGGAUUUUCUACAGAAAUGCUAAUUGACUUUCUGGACACGGACAAGAUCUAAGGGGAAAAAAAUAGAACCUUCCUAAAGGAAGGGAGGAAAAAGCCAAUGUGCAUCUCUGUCUGAGGUAAUUUUCCCCUCUGGCACUUAGAAGAGGACUUUCACCCUGUGCAAGGAGAAUUAAGACUCCACAGACAAUCCAAGGGGGCCCUAAGGAGUGUGAUUACAUCAUCACAAUCCUGAGCAGAUCUGAGGAAAGAACUUCAUGGUCCCAAACCAAGGAAAUGUCCAGUUUAACACAGAGGGUUGUUGUGUCUCCUGAAUACCUUUCCCUUCCCUCGGGCCACGGUGGAGGUGACAAGGUCAGCUGGCUUCCGGAAGGCAAAGUGUUCAGUAAUGUUCAGAGAAAGAAGAUCAUUUCCAAAUUUCUCAAAGGAAACGUUCUGAAGCGAGUACUCCUAUCAAAGCAGAUGCAGAGGGAGGAUACCGACUCCCAGAAAGAGGAUCCCAGCUACACCUUUACUGGCACCAGAAAGAUUUUAAGGAAACAGAGGAGCAGCUACAACAAAAUGGGCAGAAGAAAUGGUGAGAACUGUGUCGCCACGGUCCAUCUGUCAAGCAUUUCUCAGGAGAAUGUAUCUUCCUGGAGUUUGGAUUCCGAAGUACCUGUUCUUGAAAAUAAAAACCUCCCACCUGGAAGGGAUAGUGCGGCAGGUGGCAAAAUUAAUAAGAACCAUUUGGAAAUUCCAGUAGAGCAACUGAUGCUAGAACUUAAUAUGUCAGAGCAUGCUCACAGGAGAACACAGAAUAGUAAACAAGAGCUGUUUCAGUUAUGGAGUUACCCUCUUAAUGAAGGAAGUACCAUGGAGAACAGGGAAUUCAAAAAAUCUACAAUGGAAACUGGCUUUAACGUAGUCAAUAAUCCCAUAAGGCUCUUUACCCUAAACCACUCAUUAACAAGUACUCCAGCUGAUCAGAAAGCUGGUUCUAAACUGGGACUGCCGAUGCCGAUAGGUCUCUACUGGCCCUAUGCUGACGGAGACUUUUUAAAGGACAGAAGUGAGUUUCAAAUUGAUUCAUGUUCACCUAUAGAAACCAGCAAUGGAGAAACUUUAUCUGCUCCAAACUGCAACCUUAAACAUGGAAACAGCAGUGUGGAAGAAAUUUUAACUGAUGAAAGUGACUUAUCAGAAAACGAGAACACUAAUGAUACUUUACUCAGCUAUUUUAAAAAGAUGGACUUGAAGUUAAAGCCAGAAACAAUAGAAAAUGUUGAGGAAUCUUUUACUGAGGAACCAAGUGAAGUAUUUCUAUAUCCUGAUUUUCUUCCCCCUCCUUUCAAUACUCUGGAUUUGCACAAAUUUGCCUUUUCAAGAUGUGAAAAUUGGAAAGCAACAUUGGACUCUCCAGAAAGCUCCAUUGAACAGCUGAUAACUCGUUUACUAGAACUGGAACGAUUACAACAUAUGACUAUACAAAAGGAGCGGUCUAGGCUACCAAGUGCUUUCUGUUCUCCAGCAGUUUCUGAGCGACCCUCUUCCUCCAAAAGUACAUUGAAAGCAAGGCAGCCCAAACUUCCUGACGCUUUGAGUCUUCUGACAUCUUGUGUAGAUAAAAGCCGAGAAAAGAGAAAAAACAGUUCUGGUUGUAGUAAGCUAGAACAAAAUGCUUCAAAGUGGAAUUGGAGUGGUGAUGGAAAAUAUAAAUGGAAUUCUAGAUCACCAUCUCUAAAAAGUUCACCAACCACAAAACAAUGUAUUGCAACUUAUGAUGAUUUUAAGAAUCCCAAAAGUUUCACUUCAAAUUCAUGCCAAGAACUCUCACCCAAGCCUUCCACCACCCAAACUACUCAAUCACUGGUUAAAAUAGGCUCAACAAGAUGCCUGCCAUCAAGGUCUCCAAUACCAGUUUCACCUAUACCCCUGUCUUUUCCUGAAAAUCACAGGGAAGAGAUUAAAUCACAAAGGACCAAAAGGAAACCUUACCAAAAAAGUAUACUAAUGAAUAGACCAUUCUAUAUUCAGAAACUAAACUGUUUUUCACCUUCGUUCAUGGAUAAAGGUAAAUGCUCACCCAUUGACCAAAAAUAACUCUUUUCUUUCAUACAUCCCAAUGUGAGCAAAUGUAUUCCAAGAAGUUCAUAUGAUUUGUCAUUCUGAGAUGCAGGCAUAAAAACAAAAACAAAACAAAACAUAAAUAAAUUAACAAGAAAACCCACACAAAUUGAUUGCCUGGCGAGAUACGGAGUGUAGCCUGUGCGUCACAGCUGAGCCAUCUGUAUACAGAUCCAAGGGCUUACACAUUGCUGCAUCUGACAAUUCUUCACGUUAUGUUUCAAAGAAACGUUUUACUUAGUAAACCUAAGUAUUCUCUUCAGCAGCUUGUUCUUUUGUUGUGAUUGUUUUCCAGUAUAACUCUAUCAUCAAUAAAUGGUAUAAUUGAUAGA
This is a messenger RNA of Ictidomys tridecemlineatus (thirteen-lined ground squirrel), 2468 nucleotides long. The record is from RefSeq and is a predicted model, not a curated record. Lineage: Eukaryota; Metazoa; Chordata; Mammalia; Rodentia; Sciuridae.